AUGUCAACACAGAAAGAAUCAACAUCCCCUGGUGCAUUAUUCAGCCAUCUCCGCACUAUCAAAUCAAGCAAUCGUAUCAAGCAAAUUGAGAAAGUCAGGUCGAAUGGAGUUGGGGAGCUAGUAGCUUUGCCUCAGCUUGCCGUGUGCGGUGACCAGUCUGCAGGGAAAAGUUCGGUCCUAGAAGGUAUCACAGGCAUACCCUUUCCACGACAAGAGGGGCUAUGUACAAGAUUUCCUACCGAAAUCAUAUUAUGCCAUAGUGAGACAUCUCAGCAAACAACGAUCACAGCGAGCAUUCGACCUCAUUCGUCAAGGACGAAGGAGAUUCAGAACACUCUUGCGUCGUAUCGAAAAGUCCUUCAGGAUAUAAAUGAGCUCCCAUCGGUCAUUCAGGAAGUGUCCAAACGUAUGGAAAUACGAGGCUACACUGAAGAUGGCAAUGGACUGGCAUUUGCACCUGAUGCGCUACGGAUUGAGAUAACUGGUCCUAUCGGUUUACAUCUCAGUGUGGUAGAUCUCCCAGGCCUCAUUGAAGUACCGGAUGAUAAUCGGGAUGAUGAAGAUGUCAAUGCGGUUAUGGACAUGGUAACGGCAUACCUGGAGAGUUCUCGGACCAUUAUUCUUGCAGUUGUACAAGCGAGUAAUGAUGUGGCUACUCAAAAAAUCAUUCGACUUGCACGUCAUCAUGACCCUGAAGGCCAGCGUACAGUGGGCAUUAUCACCAAACCCGACCUUAUCAACGUGGGCAGCGAAUCCAGGAUUGCACGCAUUGCCAAAAACCAAGACACAAUCAAGCUCAAGCUUGGGUUCUUCCUUGUCAAAAAUCCAGCUCCAACUGAAAUUAAGGAGCAAAUCACUAUGACCUUCAGGUCGCAGCGUGAGUUGGAAUUCUUUUCAGAACCGAAAUGGGCAAGCCAGCAUCUAGACAGGAACCGGGUGGGAGCAAACAAAUUACGACAAUUUUUGCAAGUCCUUCUUGACUCGCACAUAGAAAAGGAGCUACCUAAAGUACGAGACGAGAUCAAGAAAAGCCUGACCACAACUGAAGCGGAACUGAGAUUUAUGGGAGAUGCUCGAUCCUCUGUAGCUCAUGUCCGCUCAUUUAUGACAAACUUGAGCAUGAAAUAUUAUGAAUUACUUCAAGCGGCACUUAAUGGUAGUUAUCAAAGUAUUGAUGUUGAUUUCUUCUCACAAAUUGAAGGCUCUAGACUGAGAGCUCGCAUACAACAAAUCAACACCGACUUCGCGAAGCACAUGAGAGACUGCGGCGAGAGACGCAAAAUUGCGCAAAUGACAGCAUGGGUGCGAGAGGUAUAUAUGCGGACCAGGGGCAAAGAAUUGCCGGGCAAUCACAACUUAGCUCUACUUGCGGAACUUUUCCAUGAACAAUCUCUCCGAUGGGCGAGCAUUGCGGAAGCACAUAUUGUUGCCAUCCGUGAAGUCAUAUCGCAGUGGACAGAAAAGGUUGUCAAGAAUGUAGUUCGUGAAGAUGAAGAUGGGCUCCGCAGAGAAGUUGGCAGUAUCCUACAGGAUUCCCUUGACAGCUGUGAAAAAUUGGCUUUAGAAGAGCUCAACAAGCUCUUGGAAGACGAGAGACAGAGUCCCUUGACAUACAAUCACUAUUACACUGACAACAUUCAGAAGUCUCGAGUCACUACCCAGAAAGCUGCUGUCAGGAAUGCUAUUUUUCUCGCAAGAACGGAGGAUUGGAACGGAAAGCUUCAUAUCAACAACGAUACAGCAACUAUCGAAAGAUUCAUAUCUGCAGUUGAAUCGCGGAUUAUCGUUGAUAUGGACGAGCAGGCAUGCAAAGAAGCCUUGACCCAGCUCAAUGCGUACUACAAGGUCGCCAUGAAGACCUUCACCGACAACGUCACACGCCAAGUCAUUGAGCGACACAUGAUCUCCCCCUUACCCCAAGCGUUCUGUCCAACAUCGAUUGCUCAACUCUCCGACGAGGAGCUUCUGCGGAUUGGAUCCGAACCAAAUCACGAAGCCGAGCGACGGACAAAACUCGCCAACAUGGCACAAGCCCUGAGACAAAGUCUCGUCGAUCUUCAACGGCCUGUAUACUAG
This is a messenger RNA of Talaromyces marneffei, 2076 nucleotides long. RefSeq lists its product as uncharacterized. The coding region runs from base 1 to 2076 and encodes 691 amino acids. NCBI's taxonomy places the organism in Eukaryota, Fungi, Ascomycota, Eurotiomycetes, Eurotiales, Trichocomaceae. Gene Ontology annotation, cellular component: membrane; microtubule; cytoplasm. The transcript is spliced from 4 exons. Gene Ontology annotation, molecular function: GTPase activity; GTP binding; microtubule binding. The record is from RefSeq and is a predicted model, not a curated record.